UGGGGAUGCUAAGCUUCAUUCUUUGGACUUUCUCUCUCAUCCCCCUCCUCAAGUAUGUCUUCUUUGUGCUCAAUGCAGACGACGAAGGCGAAGGUCAGAGAAAACUUAAUCUUAGCAGGGGUAGAAUGGAUAAGGAUAUGUUCAUAAAUAAGAUUAUCCUAAACACAAUUACUCAAUCCAUAGUGUUCCACACACCACUAGUGUAUUGUAAAUAGUACUACGUACGAUAUAGAUACUUGAUGGAUAGUGUUCCAUACACCACUCGUGUAUGGUAAAUAGAGAAACCUAUGAUAUAGACUGUCGAUUUACGGUGAUGGUAGGUGUAGAUUAGCACCCCUGGGUGAAUGUGGCCACUGGAGAUUGUGAAUAAUCUUCACCUUUCUCAAUGGGACUGGAGGUUGAUAUCCCCAUGGUGUACCAUGUGAUGUUUAAAACCGGUGCAUGGUACACUCUAGGAAACCAAAGAAAAAGAAAAAGAAAAAGUGGGUAUAGUGCUUUUUGAGUGAUCUUCAAACCCGUCCAAAUGCGGUAGGUGGACCCACAAUUUUUGGGUAGGGGUCGUAGGACACCACCUUCUCUAGAUUGGGAGAACCUACCCUACGCAAACAAAACAAGAAAGAAGAGAGAGAAAUAUACUUGGGAAUAGGAAAUUUUUUUUUUAUAAUAUUUUACCAUUUAGCAAAAAAACAUUACACGGGAAUAGGUUCAAAGCUCUUUUGUGAGUUUACACUUGUAUCAGGCUUGUUUGGAUGACGAUGUUUUUUGAAGGCAGACAAGAGGCAUCUUGAAAAGAUAUUUGGUCUCGAGAGUUUAUUUAUUGGGAUUGUAUGUUAUGGUAUUUUUUAUUUUUGGUAAAAAAAAUUAUAAUUAUUUUUAGCUAUUAGAAAUAAAAUUUAUAGAUAGAAGUGUUUCACAAUAAGUUUUAUUGGACCUUAUGCCUAAACAAUGAUAUGUACUCAACAACCCAAAUUCAAAUUUAGCUGUCAAUGAUGAUUAUAACAUCCUUAUAUCAAAAACUAAAAAAACUCAUUGUAUAUUUUUUCUUAUUUAUUUGCUGGGUGUGUGCAUUCCAAACCUAUCUAGGACCGCGCCUAGAUAUCUUAGACUUGUCUUUGUAAUUCAAAGGGGGGCUCUUUGCUUUGUAUUCUUUGCUAUGCAAGAAUGCAAAUUUAAGGGUACCCAAGGACUCAGUUAAGCCCCAUUUUAGGGGUGGAGUGGACAAAAGCUUCUUUGAGAGACAUGCUUGGGCAAGAGUAAGUGUCUUACUAAUUGUCAUGCUUGGCACUGGAAUGGUGAUCGUUGAUGGAGUACUCACACCAGCUAUAUCUGUGCUUUCAGCCGUAUCAGGCAUCAGAGUAAAGGCCAAUCUACACGAGGGCUUGGUGCUAGCCAUAGCAUGCUUGGUGUUAGUUGGCCUUUUUGCUCUCCAGCAUUUUGGAACUCGAAAGGUUGCAUUCAUGUUCGCACCAGUGGUUAUACUAUGGCUUCUAAGCAUUGGAGCAAUUGGCCUUUACAAUGUGGUUUCCUGGAACCCUAGGGUUCUUAGGGCUAUCUCUCCUUGCUACAUGUUCCAUUUCCUUAGAAUGACUGGCAAAGAUGGCGUGGUUUCUCUUGGAGGCAUACUUCUUUGUAUAUCAGGUGCCGAGGCCAUGCAUGCAGAUUUAGGGCAUUUUUCACGGUUUUCUAUCAAAGUGGCCUUUCUGGGUUUGGUUUACCCAUGUUUGGUUUUGGCUUACAUGGGUGAAGCUGCAUUUCUCACUAAGCACCCAGAAUCCAUUCAUAUGAGCUUUUACAACUCUAUUCCUGAGAGUGUGUUUUGGCCGGCUUUCUUGACGGCGACCCUAGCCUCAGUAGUUGGAUCACAAGCUGUGAUUUCUGCCACCUUCUCAGUGGUGCAACAAUGUGCAGCCCUUGACUGUUUCCCAAGGGUGAGGGUGGUUCACACAUCAAAGCUCAUCUACGGUCAGAUUUACAUCCCUGAGGUGAACUGGAUCCUCAUGCUCCUAUGUCUUGCUGUCACUCUUGGCUUCCAAGACACUCUCUCUAUAGGCCAUGCAUAUGGCAUAUCAGUCAUUAGCAUCAUGUUUAUCACGACCUGCUUAAUGGCAAUUGUGAUCAAGGCAUCAUGGAAGAAGCCAUUUUGCGUAGCCAUGGCCUUUCUCUUGUUCUUUGGAUCGAUUGAACUCCUCUACCUCUUUGCUUCACUCAUGAAGGUUCCUCAAGGUGGCUGGUUCACUCUCCUUCUCUCCUCCAUUUUCCUUGUACUAAUGUACGUGUGGCACUAUGGCAAAUCGAAAAAAUAUGAAUUCGACCUCCAUAACAAGGUCCCAAUGGAAACAUUAUUAGGCCUCGGGCCGAGCCUUGGCAUAGUAAGAGUGCCUGGAAUUGGCCUUAUUUACACAGAGCUGCCUGAUGAUGUGCCCCCGAUUUUCGCCCACUUCAUGACCAACCUCCCUGCUUUUCAUAAGGUCCUAGUUGUUGUUUGUCUAAGAUCCAUACAUGUUCCGACUGUUCCCACUACUCAACGUUAUUUGAUUAGUAGGAUAGGCACAAAAGACUAUAAAAUGUUCAGAUGUAUAGUAAGAUAUGGAUACACAGACAUAAUCCUAGAGGAUGAAGAUUUUGAGAACCAACUGGUACUGAAUAUAGCCGAAUUCAUGUGGAAAGAGGCUGAGUUAGAGGAGGCGGCUUUAGUAUGCGCAUGUGCAGCGAGUGGGGAUUCCACAGUAAAGAUGGUGAUGAGUGAGAGUAAAGAGUUAGGGGAUGAGGAUAAUGGAGUAGAGAUUUUGAGGAGGAGAAAGAGGAGGGUGAGGUUCGAGUUGCCUAAAGGGUGUGAGCCAGUUGAUGCGAUGGUGGAGAAGGAGCUCGUGGAGCUUUCGCAGGCUAAGGAGGUUGGGGUGGUGUAUAUUUUGGAGAAUUCAUGCAUACAAGCAAAGAAGGAUUCCAAUUUGUUGAAGAAAAUUGCAAUCGACUUUGUUUAUGCAUUUUUGAGGAGGAAUUGCAGAGCGCCUGCUUUCACUCUUAAUGUUCCUUGUAUGUCCCGUAUAGAGGCUGGUACAGUGUAUUAUGUGUGAUAUAGUUUUAUUUUGUGAUGCUCAACUGUGUAAUGGAGGCCUCCAAAGGAGGUCCACCUUCUUUUUGUUUCAAAAUUUAGACUUUUAAGAA
Messenger RNA from Amborella trichopoda, 3165 nucleotides. Its product is annotated as potassium transporter 7. Gene Ontology annotation, cellular component: plasma membrane. NCBI's taxonomy places the organism in Eukaryota, Viridiplantae, Streptophyta, Magnoliopsida, Amborellales, Amborellaceae. Gene Ontology annotation, molecular function: potassium ion transmembrane transporter activity. The record is from RefSeq and is a predicted model, not a curated record. Gene Ontology annotation, biological process: potassium ion transmembrane transport.